AUGCCGAAUAAUUUGUCAUUAUCAUGUUGUCUCAUGUUCUAUACUUGUAUAUUCUACUUUAUAAUAUGAAUCUGCAUUAUAUCAUUUUCUUACAGUCUUAUAUUUAAACUCAUUGCAGUGUGAUAUAUGAUUAUGGCUGCAAGAAUAGCACUAGGGCAUGUUCAAGCCGUUUUGGUAGAUUUGAGUGGUACAUUGCAUAUUGGAAACAUUGCCACACUUGGAGCUGUAGAGGCUCUCAGCAAAUUACAAAACUCUCACCUCAAAGUGAAAUUUGUUACAAAUACUACAAAAGAAAGUGUGUCAUCGUUACACAAUAGACUUUUGAACAUUGGAUUCAAUAUUGACAAAAGCGAAAUAUAUUCUUCUUUGACUGCUGUUCGAAACUAUUUAAUUGAGAAUAAAUAUAAACCCUUCCUAAUGUUAUCAGAUGAUGCAGAAAAAGAUUUUGUAGGUUUAGAAAUGGAAAACCCAAAUGCUGUAGUUAUGGGUCUUUCACCAACACAUUUUCAAUAUGACACGAUGAAUACAGCAUUCCAUCUCCUUAUGAAUGGUUGUCCUUUGAUAGCGAUAAAUAAAGCCAGAUAUUAUCAAGCUACAAAAGGUCUUUUGCUUGGCACUGGUGCAUUUGUAGAGGCAUUAGAAUAUGCAUCUGGCACAAAAGCAGUUGUAAUUGGCAAACCCGAUAAAACUUUUUUUUUGGGUGCUGCGAAAAGUAUUGGCUGUGAACCAGCAGAGUGUGUUAUGAUUGGGGAUGAUGUGAAAGAUGAUGUUCUUGGUGCAAUAAAUUCAGGGAUGCAAGGAAUCCUUGUUAAAACUGGGAAAUACAGAGAAGGGGAUGAACAAAAUAUAUCUCAAUCAUUAUCGAAUUUUAUAGUAUCGAAUAAUUUUGCUGAUGCUGUAGAUAUAAUUUUGAAAACCAUGAGCUCAAAAUGAAAAGUAGCUACAAUUUUAUUAGUAUGUUAAACUUUUAGUAUUUCCGGAGUAAGGCGCUGGGCAUAUUUCGCCUUGUUUUAUAUUUUGAAAAUUUUAGAUUUGUCUAAUUCAUUUGGUAGCUUCGAUUAUGUGCAAUUCUUUAUGUUAUUGAAUGAUUUUUUAAAAGCAAUGUUUUGGCUCCCCAUUCUACCAAAAAUGCAUAGUUGUAUCGUACUCAUUCAUUAUCCCCUGAAUAUAAAAAAUCUUUGAAAAUUAUAUAUAAAUAAACAAUUUAAAAUUUCACUUCUAGUGACCGCACACACAAUAGUUCUGAAUCCAAUAAUGCGGUAAUCAACAUUUGUAUAUUGAAUACAUUUAUUAUUUUCGAGGUGCACUUGAUUUUUGUUUGGUUAUAUAAUUUUUAACGUUACCGGACCUAGAACACAUUUUUAAUUCCCACUUCUAAAUUUUAUUAUCAUAAUCAGUAGCCUACAAAAUUGUCGGUAUUCAAAAAAUGAACAAUAGGGCAUUGGAUAUUUUUUUUCCUAAAAGUCCAAAUGUUUUGGUUUCUCAG
Messenger RNA from Styela clava, 1486 nucleotides. RefSeq names its product haloacid dehalogenase-like hydrolase domain-containing protein 2. The record is from RefSeq and is a predicted model, not a curated record. Gene Ontology annotation, biological process: dephosphorylation. Gene Ontology annotation, molecular function: phosphatase activity. Gene Ontology annotation, cellular component: cytoplasm. NCBI's taxonomy places the organism in Eukaryota, Metazoa, Chordata, Ascidiacea, Stolidobranchia, Styelidae.